Messenger RNA from Plectropomus leopardus (leopard coralgrouper), 7581 nucleotides. The record is from RefSeq and is a predicted model, not a curated record. Lineage: Eukaryota; Metazoa; Chordata; Actinopteri; Perciformes; Serranidae.
CUCACACACUCUCACACACUCAUUCACCUCCCGAGCGGCAGAGUGGAGCGUAGCUGAGCGGAGCAGAAUGGGAAGUGUUUCAACACAGAGGGAAAUAGAAGCAAAGAGAGGCACAUAGGAUCAGUGUGGGGCUGCUAAACCCACACACUCCAACAUCACACACUUUUUUACUCAUACACACCCACGCGCCAAGAUCGCGUGAACCCCGACUGCCAGGCUGGACGGGACAGCGAGGACACCCACCUCCCACACUCGCACCCAUGCUCACACACCCACAGAGACACACACUCUGGAGCGUACUAUGGUGGUCCAGGGAGCAGUGACGCCCGGGAGAACCCGCCGGCUGAUGCUUAAGCUGCCGGUGGGGACUCUACGGAGGAACAGUGGAGAGAGGAUGACAGAGGGGAGGCGGUGUCAGGUCCAUCUCCUGGACGACAGGAAGCUUGAGCUCCUUGUACAGCCCAAGCUGAUGGCGAAGGACUUGCUGGACCUCGUGGCCUCUCACUUCAACCUCAAGGAGAAGGAGUACUUUGGAAUUGCGUACACAGACGAAACGGGCCAUUUUAGUUGGCUACAGUUGGAUCGCAGGGUAUUAGAACACGAAUUCCCCAAGAAGUCUGGUCCCAUCGUCCUCUACUUCUGUGUCAGGUUCUACAUAGAGAGUAUAUCCUACCUGAAGGACAAUGCCACUAUUGAGCUGUUUUUCCUUAAUGCCAAGUCCAUCAUAUACAAGGAGCUUAUUGAAGUGGACAGUGAUGUUGUCUUCGAAUUGGCUUCCUAUAUUCUACAAGAGGCUAAAGGUGAUUUCACCAGUAAUGAUGCAACCAGGUCUGACCUGAAAAAGCUGCCUGCUUUACCCACCCAGGCCCUAAAGGAUCACCCAUCUCUGGCCUACUGUGAAGACCGAGUCAUAGAGCAUUACAAGAAGCUCAAUGGGCAGUCCAGAGGGCAAGCUAUUGUAAAUUAUAUGAGCAUUGUGGAGUCUCUGCCCACAUAUGGAGUACAUUACUAUGCUGUAAAGGACAAGCAGGGGAUCCCGUGGUGGUUGGGUCUGAGCUACAAAGGCAUCUUUCAGUACGACCACCAGGACAAAGUCAAACCCAGGAAGGUGUUCCAAUGGCGUCAGCUGGAGAACCUCUACUUCAGAGAGAAGAAGUUUUCAGUGGAAGUUCAUGACCCCAGGAGUAGGGCGUCGGUGACAAGAAGGACGUUUGGUCACAGUGGCAUCGCUGUGCAUACGUGGUACGCCUGUCCUGCCCUCAUCAAGUCCAUCUGGGCCAUGGCCAUCAGCCAACACCAGUUCUACCUGGACCGCAAGCAGAGCAAGUCUAAGAUCCAUGCAGCACGGAGUUUGAGCGAGAUUGCUAUAGACCUUACAGAAACAGGAACUCUGAAGACCUCCAAACUGGCCAACAUGGGAAGCAAGGGCAAAAUUAUAAGUGGCAGCAGCGGCAGUCUCCUCUCGUCAGGCUCUCAGGAAUCAGACAGCUCCCAGACAGCUAAGAAGGACAUGCUGGCAGCACUGAGGGCGAGGCAGGACGCUCUGGAGGAAACGCUAAGACAGCGGCUAGAGGAACUCAAGAGCAUCUGCAUCAGAGAGGCGGAGCUCACAGGAAAGCUUCCUAAGGAAUAUCCUCUGGAUCCGGGAGAGGAGCCGCCCACAGUGAGACGGAAGAUCGGUACCGCCUUCAAACUGGACGAGCAGAAAAUUCUUCCAAAGGGAGAGGAAGAGGAGCUGGAGCGUUUGGAGCGUGAGUUUGCCAUUCAGUCCCAGAUUACUGAGGCAGCCAGGCGUCUCGCCAGCGAUCCUCAUGUGAGCAGUAAGAAACUGAAGAAACAGAGGAAGACUUCUUAUCUGAACGCACUGAAGAAGCUCCAGGAAAUUGAGAACUCUAUUAAUGAGUACCGGGUCCGCUCUGGCAAGAAGCCUACGCAGAGGGCGUCGCUUAUCAUAGAGGAGGCCAAUAUUGGUUCUGAAGACAGCUCACUGUCUGAUGCACUGGUCUUGGAUGAUGAUGAUCCUCAAGUCACAGGUACUCCCACCUUCUCCCCAGUAGCAUCGCCUCACAAGGGCCUCCCACCUCGACCCCCAUCUCACAGUCGGCCCCCUCCACCGCAGUCCCUGGAUGGACUGCGACACCUGCACUACUCCCGCUCUGACUACGAUAAAUCACCCAUCAAACCCAAGAUGUGGAGUGAAUCGUCACUGGAUGAGCCCUAUGAAAAAGUCAAGAAACGCUCCUCACAUUCCAGUCACAGGCGUUUCCCAAGCUCUGGCAGUGCAGAAGCAGGGGGUAGUAACUCUCUGCAGAGCAGCCCCAUCAGGAGCCUCCCUCACUGGAAUUCUCAGUCCAGUAUGCCGUCGACUCCGGACCUGAAGACCAGGACACCACACUACAUACAUUCCACUAGGUCAGUGGACAUCAGUCCCACACGUCUGCACAGUCUCGCUCAGCACUUUAGGAACCGCAGCUCAAGCCUUGAGUCCCAGGGCAAACUGUUAGCGCCUGACCCCGACGCACAUCCGCACACACUGGGCACACUGGGCAGCCCUGACUUCUUUCUGGCACCAGGACGCAGCUCCAAUGGCUCUGACCCACUGGACGACUGCUCAUCCUGCACCAGCCAAAGCAGCUCGGAGCAUUACUACCCCUCCGGUGGACCCCCCGGCAGCAACCCCAACUACUCCACUCUGGGAGAGGACUCGCCCUCCAAAGCCAGGCAGAGGCAGAGGCAAAGGCACAGGUCUGCAGGUCACCUGGGUUCCUCUAACUCCGGCUCCAUGCCAAACCUGGCAGCUAAGAACGGCUCUGGUGGCGGCUCAGGUGGAGGCGGGAUGGGAGGGGGACACCAUGGAGUCUACCUCCACAGUCAGAGCCAGCCCUCCUCCCAGUACCGCAUCAAGGAGUACCCGCUGUACGUGGAGGGCAGCCCCAACCCCGUGGUGGUGCGCAGCCUGGAGAGCGACCAGGAGGGUCACUACAGCGUCAAGGCCCAGUUCAAGACCUCCAGCUCCUACACGGCCGGGGGACUGUACAAAGAAGCAUGGGGGGGAGAGGAGGGAGGAGAGGGGAGCGGCCGACUCACGCCGUCGCGCUCUCAGAUCGUACGGACUCCGUCAUUGGGGCGAGAGGGUGGUGGAAGUGGAAGUGGGGGGAGGGCGGCAGUGUCUGAAGAGCUGCGGUGCUGGUACCAGAGGUCCUCAGGGAGCCUGAAGGAGAGGAGUCACUCACAUUCAGGGUCUACUUCCUCCGAGACAGGGUCACAGCAAGGAACUCUGGGACAUGGUCGAGGGAGUAGAGUAGGGACACUCGCCAAGGGCUCACCAGUUGCGUCCCCUCACAGCCAGAGGAGUAUGACACCCUCCAGCGAACACGCAGCGACGCCCACACCGCCCUGUAGCCCACAGCACAUCCUCAACUGGCAGAGCGGGUCUUUCAGUGACAGCUGCUUUCUCAGCAGCCCGCUGUGUUCAGAGCUGGCAGAUGUGCAGUGGUACGGACACGAUAAGGCCAAACCUGGAACCCUGGUCUGAGACCUUCCUGAAGGGCCCAGAAAAGUCCCAUUGCCCUCUCCUACUGCCUCUCCACUGUCCCUCACUACUAUCCAUCGACAACCAACAACCUCAUCCUUGUGGCCCUACAAAACCCUACCCUGACCGGACUGGCGGAUUGGACAUGAGCCUCCCUCCUUCCUAGAUCCUGCCCUCCAUCCAUCUCACUACGUCUUUAUUACUCCCCUCUAUCACAGCUCAGCUGGACAGGGACAUACUCGCUGGGCUCUGAUGAGGGCUGAUUUCACAGGACAGACUGAGAAGUGCCACCUCAGCUGUUAAACUGUUACCCUUCAGCACCACAGAGCCCGUUCUUUACUCACCCUGAGCACACGAGCAACGGGGCAAAGGGGGGCAAAAAAGGAGCAAUGGGAAGAGAGAGCACAGAAAAAUAUCAAACGUACAACUCAGACCUAACAGAACCAACACUUGCCACACCAGGAUCUGUUUCAUAUCUCAUCUUUGGUCCCCCAACCGUACUAACUCCAGUGCACUGCCACCCAAUCAGAGGAUACCUGCUGGAUUUGAGCCACCAGUUUAAAACCCAUUUCCAGGCCCGAAUGAACUGUGUUGGAUUUCAUUAUUCCCAUUUAUGUUGUAAGUUUUUUUUUGUUUGUUUAUUUGUCCCCUGCAUAUUUAUAAGAGAAGAUGACACAAACUUCUGGAUUAACAAACAUUUAGAUGACAAAUUCUCAGUUUAACCCACAACCAAAGACAACUUACUGGAUUGACUGGUCACACCAGGGUCCCCGGGCUGGUGCCCCCUGCAGAAAAGUGACUGUCAGUCAACUGUACGAGCGUGAAUUCACAGUGACAAUAUCAAUAUGGUUUAUGGGACUCUAUGAUGAGGACUAUAGCAAUAACAAAACACACUGUACAAGCAGAUGAACUGGUUUGAACCUACGGAGUGAACUGAAGCAGGCAUUUUGCCGUGUUCUCUGCCUUGUGAUGCUUGGAGUAAAAGAUCAUUAGUGCAUCAUAGGGAGACUUUGGAAUUGUGGUUAUUGGGUUUGGCAUCAAUCUAUGCUUAUUUCGGUGAUCUCAUCAUUCAUGCUUAUUUAAUGUCCUUGGCCUUUUUAAGAUUUCUCUGUCCACAUGUUUGGCCACAUUGUGAUCAGUACUAAGCCAGAGCGUGGGGGUGGGUGAAGGGUGAUCUGAGGGUGUUAACACGGCCACAUCAAAUCACGAUGACUGCGACGUUUUGAUUAUUGAUACGAAAACAAGACAUUCUGAUUCAAUCAGGUCCACCUUUUUUCAUUUUCACUCCUGAAAGUAAAAGGUUUUCGGGCUGUUAACAUCUGUUGGUUGUGUUUUAUAUUGAGGCUGUUCAGUGAUGAAUCUCAGUAGUGAAUCAUCGUUUUUAUCCCAAAAAGUGUUCUCUUGUCUGUUGGUCUUGGCUCUACACAGGUUCUCACAACGCUGAGUAUCUGUCAGUCCCCCUUUCAAAGCACUGUGCUUUUCCAUCUUUCUGUCCAUCUCGUCUCAGCAUCCUGACUGAACACACACAGUCUGAACUCGGCGCUGGCUAGAACACACACACACACACACACACACACACACACACACACACACACACACACACACACACACACAGUCACAACACCUCAUUUUAGGGGCAGGCAUGAGUUUAUUAUUGCCAAACAUGUUGGUGCUUUACUGUGUAUUUGUACUGUAAUUCAGAACUGGAACAGCCAGUCCUUUAAAGGGGCACUACGUCAAUUUUCCAAAUGAAUACAUGUUAUUCAUAUGGUCUGAGACUUUCAAAAAAUAUUAGUAAACAUGAACAACUCUCUCCCAAAUCCAAAAACUAGAGUGCUAAAGCUCCAGUCUAAAGCCAGGAGCUGCUCCACUGACAUUGAAUGAAUGAAUCUUUAUUUCAAACAUGUAAAAAACAAAACACACAAAUAAAAGCAAACAAGCCUUACAGCAAGUGCAAUGAACAAAAACAAAAAGACAACAAAAACACGACCAAAAACAAAUACUCAAAUACGCCACUUAAACUUCAAUAAAGACGUUACAGACGACACUGACAGUACACAGUGGAGUAUUUUGAGUACAUGGGUACAUUUUCUGUUUCAAACUUGGAAAAAAAACUACAAAAGAAUAAAUCUGAUUUGUGUAUAAAAAAGGACACAAACUCUUUGAUGCCCAUUCGUCAUCCAUGCAGCGACUCCAGACUUUUACUUGAUGACGUCACAAGAGAUCAUGUUCACAAAUAUUGGUUGAACUUUUCCAGGCCAUUGAAAUAACAUUUUGGAAAAUUUUAAUUUAGGUAGUGUUCCCCUUAAAGAUAUAGUCAGUCCCUAUAGUCUAAAGCCAUUGUGUAAAACAGCAGCAGAAACUCUUUAUUCAAAUAUACUUUGAAAAGCACAACAUUCACAUUGUCUAUGAGGGCUGGACCUACAACCGUGUCUCAUUUUCCACUCCCAGUAUCUUAAUAACGACUUGUAUCAAAGUGCAUAAGGAGAAACUAAAAAAGGUGUUACACGAACAUCGAUGAAUUUCAGGUCAUCAAUAAUCAAUACCCCGCUGUCAGGGCAGAAGAGAAGCCAUAGCCCAAACUGAAACAAGCAAAUCUUUAACCCUUUUAAAAUAGAAAGAAUUAUUUUCUCACACGUCCACAAUCAGAUAUUCAGAACAGGGUUAGAAAAGCACAUCUGGUUUUGUAAGAAGGAGGAAAAACUGCAUGUUUUAGCUGUAUCGAAAUCAAUUUCCCUCAUCUUCCCCUUACCAGAGUUUAUGUUUAGAAUUAUUUAAUUGUUGCACAAAAUCUGAAUUAAUCAUGUGAAUUUUACUAAGAUUAUGACACCUCAGUGAUAAAGAAGUGGCUUUUUUCAGUCUUAUAGCACCAUGAUGUCUGGAUAAAAGGACUAACAUGUUGUACGGUAUGGGAGGAAUGGUGCGCAUCUUUCCCUUCGUGAUGUGUUUCCUUUACGCACUGACACCUGAUGUUGUAAUCUGCCACUUUCUAGACUAUUUAAAUAAGGUUUUAGGCCACUCCCUGCAUGGUUGGUUCUCCGAGAGUUAUCCACUGGUGCCUGGUCACAUUUCAACAGUUUUCACCCAGGACCAGAGCCAGCACUCCCUGGUUAUCAUCUCAUAGGAAUUCAUACUCCGGUAUAUUUAAGUCACCUGUUAGAGUACAAGUUUGACCCUGCUUUGCUCACUCAAACUCUUUGCCCACUCGUGUGCUGAAGGCACGAUCCCAUGCAUGCCCUGCAGAUCCACCGACAAAUAAAACCCCCCAAAGACAUCGAGCAUCCGACUUCUAUAUGCUAACAUUCGCACGUCUCGCUCCGUAGUGUUUCCUCACGCCCCGGAAAGUCCCAUCUUGACCUUGUGGUAAUCUCUGAGCCCGAUGUGAAGAAGUGUGACGUCCCCCUCCCUCUGUAGCUCCAAACACACCACAUUUUCUGUGCUCCAUAGAAAUGUAUGAGGUUUUUGUAAUACUCCAAGAGAAAUGAACUAACUCUUUUAUCAGUCUUUUUCCUGUACGUACGGAGGGGCACUGUAAGGUUUUGUGGGGUUUUUAACAUUCACAUUCAUUGUUUUAACAAUGUUCCAUUUUAUAUGAACCAGUAUUGUUUCGUUUUUUUUUUAGUUCUGACAUUGUAACAACCCUUUCAGGUGCUACAAAAUGACCAGUUACUGCUUCGUCACGUAGGAUCUAGACAUCUUCAUUGUUAUCAAUAGAUUCAAUUACCAGAUGUGCAAAAUGAAGCUUAUUUUAACAGACAGUUUAAUAGUAGAACACUUUCCCUACCAGACAAUAGAGCAUGUAACUUGAUUUUAUCAGUUCUGUUCAACUGUAACAAUACAUUAAAGGUGUUGUAGAAAAAAAAUGUGGAAUUGAUUAAAAAAAACCCAACUGAAUUCCACAGUUAAUUUAUUCUUUUUUCUAUUAAAAAUUUGUAUAGUAACUUUACAUUUUUCAAAACUGUGUUGUUGGAAAUUGAUGAAUUUUCAAGAUGAGAAGCAGUGGUGGUUCUUGAGAGUAAGAAAAAUAAAUUAUUGAUGAAUGUUCUCAA